AUGAUGGUUGACCAAGAAACUCAUAGUCGCUCUUGCUUACGUGCAUCUGAGAGUCCCGGUGCAUCAGUACAAAAUCACCGACUGAAAAUUACACUUUGUCCCUUCUUUUUUGUUCACAGCGUUGAGAGGCGAAAAUGUUUGGAAUCGCAAAGAAGCGGCGCUGGUUCAGAUGAUAUCACGGAGCCAUCACUGUGGUAUCAUAAUUUGAUUGGCUAUGUGUUUGACAAUAGUGAAGAAAGAGGAGCAUUCGAUUCUUUGGAAAGCGAAGAUGUUCAAGAACAAGAUAUAACAUUGAUGAUGAGGAUGCCUUAG
Messenger RNA from Acanthoscelides obtectus, 312 nucleotides. NCBI's taxonomy places the organism in Eukaryota, Metazoa, Arthropoda, Insecta, Coleoptera, Chrysomelidae. The record is from the annotation of a GenBank genome assembly.